AUCACUCGCCCAACUCUCUUCGGUUGGAACAAUUUGGUAGGCGCACGCAGCACAAAGUGCGCAUAUUAGCCACCCUCAUCGCAUCCUGAAACUAAUUGGAAUAGACUUUUGUUGAUCGUGAAAUUGAUUCAUCAAUGGCCGCACCACCGGCAAGGGCUAGAGCGGACUAUGAUUAUCUCAUAAAGCUUCUUUUGAUCGGCGAUAGUGGUGUUGGUAAGAGUUGCCUUCUUUUACGUUUCUCUGAUGGUUCCUUCACUACAAGCUUCAUCACGACUAUCGGAAUCGAUUUUAAAAUUCGGACCAUUGAGCUUGAUGGAAAAAGAAUCAAGCUUCAGAUAUGGGAUACAGCUGGUCAGGAACGUUUUCGGACCAUCACUACUGCUUACUAUCGUGGAGCCAUGGGUAUAUUGUUGGUGUAUGAUGUUACUGACGAAUCCUCCUUUAACAACAUUAGGAACUGGAUUCGUAACAUUGAGCAGCAUGCCUCAGACAAUGUCAACAAAAUUCUUGUAGGGAACAAGGCUGACAUGGAUGAAAGCAAGAGGGCUGUCCCUACGGCAAAGGGUCAAGCACUUGCAGAUGAGUACGGAAUUAAGUUUUUCGAAACUAGUGCAAAGACAAAUCUUAACGUGGAACAAGUUUUCUUUUCAAUAGCAAGAGAUAUAAAGCAAAGGCUUGCAGACACAGACUCCAAGGCUGAGCCCUCAACGCUCAAGAUUAAUCAACCAGAAGCAGGAGCUGGAGGUGGUCAAUCUGCCCAGAAAUCAGCUUGCUGUGGUUCAUAAAAAUGGUUUGAAUAUCAUAAGGUGCAGUUGCACUUACUAGGGCUCUAAACCAUCAAGAAAAUCAAAAGCUAAAGUUGGAGGCGAUAUCGUUGGCGCUUGUAAUAUCUUUAUUGGUCAUUCUUUUGAAAUUUAACGUGUGAAAUUUAGGUUUGACUAUUAUUUGAGAAGGCAAAUUUGUUGCUAACACCUUUCUAGUUUCCUUCUUCAUUAGCUCUCAAAGACCUGUAACCUAGCUGUUUAUGAAUCUUAAUGUGUACGCAAAUACAACUUUUAAUGAUGGGUACCUGGAUAAGAUUUUAGUGUAA
Molecule: messenger RNA, 1090 nt
Organism: Solanum dulcamara
Lineage: Eukaryota; Viridiplantae; Streptophyta; Magnoliopsida; Solanales; Solanaceae
Product: ras-related protein RABE1c
Exons: 9
Coding region: 135-785 (216 amino acids)
Biological process (GO): protein secretion; regulation of exocytosis
Cellular component (GO): plasma membrane
Molecular function (GO): GTPase activity; GTP binding
Source: RefSeq, a predicted model, not a curated record